Molecule: messenger RNA, 1153 nt
Organism: Lindgomyces ingoldianus
Lineage: Eukaryota; Fungi; Ascomycota; Dothideomycetes; Pleosporales; Lindgomycetaceae
Product: HET-domain-containing protein
Exons: 2
Coding region: 158-1153 (331 amino acids)
Source: RefSeq, a predicted model, not a curated record
CAAUUUUGCUCUCCAGAAAGCUUUGUGUAUGCCUGCAUCUAAUCAUUUUCUUUGACGCGCGCAGUUCUCAGCCACCAGCGUCGCGGUAUCCGAACUCCUGCUUUUUCAGCCUUGCAACCUGAAAGCUUCUGCUUAACCAGUUCUUCGUGCAAUACGGAUGGAGAACUUUAAGUACGAACCGAUCAACCUCGAACGCCCCUCAUUGCGGCUGUUGCGACUUCUGAAAGGCGAGGAACCCGAUAACGUCGAAUGCGAGCUUUUCCAAGCCUACCUGGACGGCGAUGACCUGAUACCUUAUCAUGCUCUAUCCUACACAUGGGGAGGCACGGAAAUGUCUUCCGCUGUAAUUGUCAAUGGAAGGAGGCUUGGUGUAACAGAAAAUCUGGAGUUGGCACUUCAAUAUCUCCGCAGUCGCGAAAUGGAUCGGAUACUUUGGGUAGAUGCAAUCUGCAUUGAUCAAGGCAACAAAAGUGAACGAGGACACCAGGUCCAACAAAUGGGGAAUAUAUAUUCUCAAGCCGAGGAAGUAAUCGUCUGGCUGGGCCCAGCCACAUACGCGACCAAUGUCCUUAUGGAUUCUCUCACGAAGCUAAAAGACAAGAGUUUGGGGUCAGCUUGUAGGAACUGGAAUCCUGCCGAUAUACGCUGGAAUAAUCUCUGGCGAUCAGUCCAACCUAGUCUAAUGGAUGAGUACACAAGUUUAACCACCUUGCAACACAGAGGACUUGAAUUGCUUUUGAGCCGGCCUUGGUUUAAAAGAGUAUGGAUCUUACAGGAAGUGGUCAAUGCAAAAAGAGCUGUAGUACAGAGCGGUAAGAGGUCCAUUCCGGCAUAUAUCUUCGCCCUUGCUCCUUUGCUUCUACAGACAAGGCCAGAGGAUCAUUCUCAAGCCGUAUUGGAUAUUAUGCCCGGACCCGUAAGGAAGAAUUCCUGGUGGAGCGAAAAGAGAAAUCUGUACACACUUUUGCAAAAAUUUAGCAAAAGUGAAGCAAGUGACCCACGAGAUAGGGUUUACGCCUUGCUUGGGAUUUCCUCAGACGCAUUCGACGCGCGUAGCCUUCGCCCAGACUACAACAAAAACAUCCAACACGUUAUCAACAACACUGCUGCAUUUUUAUUCGGAUCAUCAACCGUGUCGAGAGCCAUCGUUUAG